AUGGCGACCGCUGCCAUUCAGAACGUCUCCGACGAGACCCUCCCCAAAGACCCCGUCGUGGUCGAGCCAAUCCAGUCUACACCCACGCCAAUCGUCGUCGACAAAAAGGCCGCCACAAAUGGCGACGAUGAAGCUCUGGAGGACGGCAAGGACUCCGAGGAGGCCACUAUGACUGCCACUCAAAGAAAAAAGGCCAAGAAGAAUGCCAAAAAGAAGGAGAAGAAGAAGCAACAAAGCGUCUCCGGCAUUCCCAAUGAAGAGAAGCCCGAGCAACCCACCGAGUCAGACGCUACUCCUGCUGAGUCCCCGGUGGCCACAGAAACACCCGCUUCAGAUAUCGUUGAAGGAUCUCAUCCUGAGCAGACUACCACAGAGUCAGAAUCGGUGAAGGAGGAAUCCACACCGGCCGAAGCUCCCCAAGAGGCUGCCGAAGCUCCCUCAGAAGAGAUCGUGAAAACAGAGUCCGCAGAGCCAACUGUGCAAGAACCCGAGACUGCCGAAUCCACCACAGAAGAAUCGAAGCCGGUUGAGCCGGCUUCGGAGCCUGUGAAGGAGGAAGCCGCCGCGCCUGCCGUUGAGACCGAAUCUGCCGCCGAAGCCGCUGUCGAGCCCACUCAAACAUCCCAGCCCAAAUCGACCCCGGAAGUUGCCCAAGAGGCUGUCGCCGUCGAAGAGCCUGUGAAGGAGGAGACUCCUGAAACCGUGGAGGCCCCCAAGGAUGUUGUUGAGGAGAAGACCGAGGCUGAGGUGAAGGAUACUCCCGUCGAAGCUACCUCUGCACCUGUGGAGGAAUCGACCCCCGCCCCUGCUGAUGAGAAGGCCAAGGAGGUUGAGGUCGAAGAGCCUGCUCAGGUCGAGGCUGAGAAGGAGACACCUGUUGAAGCCGCCACUGAGGUUGUCACCGAGGAGACUCCUGCUCAAGAGGUUGUUGAGGAGGCCGCUGAGCCUGUCGCUACCGAAGAGCCUGUCGUCGAACAACCAAUCGAAGAGUCCAAGGUUGAAGAGCCCGUUCUAGUUGAGACUGAGAAGGAGACUCCCGCCGAAACCGCCGAUAAGCCCGCCGAGACUACUGCCGCCGCUACCGCUACCGAAGAAGCUCCUGUUGAACAGUCUGUUGAGGAAUCUAAGACCGAGGAGCCUACUGAGACCUCUGCUACUGAAACCGCCAUCGAACAACCAGUCGAGGAACCUAAGACCGAAGAGCCUGCCCGGACUGAGGCCGAGAAGGAAAUCCCUGCCGAAGCCACCCCUGAGGUGAUUACCGAGGAGCCUACGACCGAAGCUGCGACUGAAACUACCACUGAGCCUAUUACCGACGGUAAGACUCCCGUUGAAGAAGCUAAGGUCGAAGAGCCCGUCGUCGAAGAGCCCGCCAAGGAGGCUUCGGUUGAAGAGCCUGUCCUCGAAGAGCCCAAGGUUGAGGAGCCUGUUCAGGAGACCACCACUGCCCCCAAGAUUGAAUCGACCAAUGCCGAUGUCGAGACCGCAGAGGCUACUAAGGAGGUGACUCCCGAGCAUCCUGCUGAGACCAAGGCCGAGGAGACCCCGGUUGAAGAGAUCAAGACUCAGGAUGCUCCUGCUGCCAUCGAAGAGCCUAUUGUCGAGAAGGCCGUUGAGGAGCCCGUCACCGAGGCCCCAGUGGAAGAAGCACCGGUUGAGGAAGCCAAGGAGGUUGCUUCUGAGGCUCCUGUUGAACCCAUUAACGAGACUCCUGCUGAGACCCAGCAAGAGGCCGUUGAGGAGCAAGAGAUUGCCGAGCCUGUUGCCGCUGCGGAGCCUGUCGUUGAAGCUCCCACUGUAAAGGCCACCACGACUGAAGAAGAGCCAGUUUCUGAGAAGGCCAUUGAGGAGCCAACCGCCGAGGCUCCAGUAGAGGAAACCCUUGCUGAAGAAACCAAGGAGGUUACCGCUGAGGCCCCUGUUGAGGCCAAGGAAGAGACUAUCGAGGAGCCUGUGGCCGAGAAGGAGGAAGCCCCUAUCUCUGUUGAGGCUGUCACUGCCGAUGCCCCGGCUACCGAGCAGCAAAAGGUUGCUGAGCCCGUCGUCGAAGCUCCUGUUACUGAGGAAGCUCCCAUCACCGAGGCUACAUCCGCUGUUGAGGAGACCCCCGUUGCCGUCGAUACUUCUGUUGUCGAAGCCCCUAUCGCCGAGGAAGCUCCCAUCACCGAAGCUACACCCGCUGUUGAGGAGACACCCGUUGCUAUCGAGGCUCCGGUUGUCGAGGCUCCUGUUGCUGAGGAAGCUCCCGUUGUCGAAGCUCCCGUUGCUGAGGAAGCUCCUGUCGCCAAGGAAGCUCCUAUCGCUGAGGAGACUCCUGUUGUCGAGGCUCCCGUUGCUGAGGAAGCUCCCGUUGUCGAGGCUCCUGUUGUCGAGGCUCCUGUUGUCGAGGCUCCUGUUGUCGAGGCUCCCGUUGUCGAGGCUCCUGUUGUCGAGGCUCCGGUUGUCGAAGCUCCCGUUGCUGAGGAAGCUCCUGUCGCCAAGGAAGCUCCUAUCGCUGAGGAGACUCCUGUUGUCGAGGCUCCCGUUGCUGAGGAAGCUCCCGUUGUCGAAGCUCCCGUUGCUGAGGAGGUUCCCGCUGUCGAGGCUCCCGUUGCUGAGGAAGCUCCCGUUGUCGAGGCUCCGGUUGUCGAGACUCCUGUUGUCGAGGCUCCCGUUGCUGAGGAGGUUCCCGCUGUCGAGGCUCCCGUUGCUGAGGAAGCUCCCGUUGCUGAGGAAGCUCCCGUUGUCGAGGCUCCGGUUGUCGAGACUCCUGUUGUCGAGGCUCCCGUUGUCGAGGCUCCCGUUGUCGAGGCUCCCGUUGUCGAGGCUCCUGUUGUCGAGGCUCCUGUUGCUGAGGAAGCUCCCGUUGUCGAAGCUCCCGUUGCUGAGGAGGCUCCCGCUGUCGAGGCUCCCGUUGCCGAGGAAGCUCCUGUCGCCAAGGAAGCUCCUAUCGCUGAGGAGACUCCUGUUGUCGACGAGGCUGCUGCUACAGAGGAGCAUAUUGUGGAACCUGUUGUCGAGGCAGCUCCUAUCACUGAAGCUGCACCCGCCGUGGAGGAAACCCCAAUUGUUGAAGAGCCUACUAUCGAAGAGCCUGUUGCUGAGACUAUUCCUGCCGUCGAAGAGACCGUUGCCGCGGAGGAGCUGGUUGCCGAAGCCGCCAAGGAAGAACCUAUUGUUGCGGCUGCGGCUGCCGAGGAGACUUCUGAUAUCGACGAUCCUUUUACCUCUGAAAAGGAUAUCGCUGAGCCUGCUUCUGAGCCUGCUGUUGAAAAGCCAGUCCAGGAGGAAGAGCCUGUUAUCGAGGCUUCUAAGGAGGUUGUUGAGGAAUCCCCCGCAGCCGAGGUUUCCACCCCUGCUGAGAAAAAGAUCGAGGAGCCUGCCAAGGCUCUUGACGAGACCUCUCUCGCCAAGGAGGAGCCCCAGGUCGAGACUAAGGCUGAAGAGACUCCCGCUGAGGCCCACGUGGAGGAGACUCCUGCUGUCGAAGAGACUCCUGUUGUCGAAGAGACUCCCGUUGUCGAAGAGACUCCCGUUGUCGAAGAGACUCCCGUUGUUGAAGAGACUCCCGUUGUUGAAGAGACUCCCGUUGUUGAAGAGACUCCCGUUGUUGAAGAGACCCCUGCUGUUGAAGAGACUCCUGCUGUCGAAGAGACUCCUGCUGUUGAAGAGACUCCUGCUGUUGAAGAGACUCCCGUUGUCGAAGAGACUCCCGUUGUUGAAGAGACCCCUGCUGUCGAAGAGACUCCUGUUGUCGAAGAGACUGUAGAGACCCCCGACGAGACCAAGGACAGCACGGUCACCCCCGAGAUUUUGGCAGCCGGAGCUGCGGCGGCGGCGGCCGGUGUUGCUGCCGUUGGUGUCGCCUCGACUCUGCAUAAAUCCGACGCUACUCCCACCGAGGCUGAGCACCAGGAUUCGGCCGAUAAGAAUGAGCCCGUCGACAACAAGACCGAUACCAGUAAGCUGUCGCCGUUCAAUUUUGCGCAAAAUGCGUCCGUACCAUCCUUCGAUGCUGAUCCGGCUCUCGCAGCCCUUGCUGGUGACCGUGAAGCCCUUCUCCACAAGCUUCAACAGCCAUCCACCGACCAGCUGACCGCCACCAUCGCCGAGCAAUCGUCCAACGACAAGAAGGCCACCGUCGAGACCGAAGCGGAGCCCACUGAGCCGAGCAAGCUGACCCCCGAGUCUGCAGCCAACAAUGCGAAUGAGGAAGAGGCUCGUCCAGUGAGCCAGAACCGGUCAGUGACAGCUGUUUCUCUGAAUGGAGGAGGUGACAACUGGCUCAAGGCGUUCCUGCGCACGGUGUUUGUUGGCUUCUUCGGCACAAUCUUUUCGCCUUUCCGCCGUCGUGGAAAGGACCACAAGUAA
Molecule: messenger RNA, 4350 nt
Organism: Penicillium manginii
Lineage: Eukaryota; Fungi; Ascomycota; Eurotiomycetes; Eurotiales; Aspergillaceae
Product: PT repeat family protein
Exons: 2
Coding region: 1-4350 (1449 amino acids)
Biological process (GO): microtubule cytoskeleton organization
Cellular component (GO): microtubule
Molecular function (GO): calmodulin binding; microtubule binding
Source: RefSeq, a predicted model, not a curated record